AUGGCGAAAGUGGGUAUGGACACAGACUCGCCUGGAAAUCAAGCAGGAUAUGAUGCAAAUCCUGAGUAUAACGCGUGGGGUUUCUCCCAACUACACGACCAAGGAACUGGUGGCGGCGUCUCUUUGUCUAACUUCAAAUUGUGGGCUUUUGCGUCCUGCCCGGUGGGCGAUAUCUUCGAGGCCUGCCCGACAUCUUUGAACUCCAGAAAGGUUCAACGCAACAUUCUUCCAGAUGGCUCUCCUGAUGAUGCGGCCGAACCGGGUUACUUUUCGUCUAACCUUUCUACUGGGAUCCGGGUGGAGCUCACAGCAACCCGGCGCGCUGCAUUGCAUCGAUACACUUUCCCAUAUGGGACCCAAAAUCCCCGGAUGCUAGUCGAUGUCACAAAUGACGGCGAGCAGAGCAGUACGAAACCGAUCAUGCAGUUGAAUACGUCGACAGCACGAGUCACGGGCGCAGCCGACUUUCAAGCCUCUUUUGGCCCUGGUCGUUAUCGGGUAUAUACGUGCGUUGAUUUCCAGGGUGACGGUUAUGAUAUCGGCUCUCCCGUAGAAUAUGGUGCUUGGCUAGGGGACUCCCCAGUCAAAUAUUCCGUGACUAUCAACCAACUUUAUCGUGGUAAGCUUCGCUGCAAUUGGAUUAGUACUACAAUGACCAUGCAAACCAUAAAACCUAAUUCCGUGAUAUCCUCAGGAAACACAACCAUAUUAGCUCGAGCUGGGGUAUCGUUCAUUUCAACCGAGCAAGCGUGCUCCAAUGCGGAAGAGGAGAUCCCUACAUUUGAUUUCAAUGGCGUGCAGGCUAGUGCGCGGGCCCAAUGGAAUGAUAUCUUGGGCAGGAUACAGGUCGACACCGAUAAUGUAGACAGCGAAACAGUAUCACUGCUAUACAGUUCGCUGUACAGGAUUCACGUUGUUCCCGCUGACUACACGGGCGAAAAUCCUCUGUGGAACUCAACAGAACCGUAUUAUGACUCUUUUUACUGCAACUGGGAUACUUUCCGCGCGCUGUACGCACUGAUGUCCUUGCAUGAUCCAGAAGACUUCGCCAGGAUUGUACGCGGCUUGAUCAACAUCCAGCAACAUGAAGGAUGGCUGCCUGAGUGCCGCGGAGCCACGCAGCAACAGUUCAUACAGGGAGGCAGUAACGGCGACCCAAUUCUGGCUGAAUUCCUGGUAAAAUACUACAAUCAAUCAGCAGAGUUGGGCGUCAACGUGACAAGUCUCUACGAAGCCCUACUGGCGGACGCAGAGGACCAACCGCCCAACUGGGACCUUCAAGGGCGUCAGGCCAACAUUUGGAAAACCCUUGGUUACAUCCCGUCAGACGUCUGGGAACCAUCAGGCACGAACACCAAGCAGGUGUCACGCACACUGGAGUAUUCAUUCGACGACUUCACCAUAUCCCAAGUAGCGAAGACAAUGGGAAAGACAGCUGACGGGGCGAAGUACGCAGCGCGGUCGGGUAACUUUGUCAACGUCUGGAACCCAAAUACAACUGUUCCUGGGAGCCCCCAAAUAGUCGGUAUGAUGCAGCCCCGCUUUUUGAACGGCACAUUCAACUAUACCGAUCCUCGACACUGCAGCGUCAACGACCCUACCCAGUCCACUUGCUAUCUGGACGCCAUAAAUACAGACGGCUUCUACGAAAGUUCUCCUUUGGUCUACUCGCAGUUCGUACCCCACGACACCGCGAAGCUGGUCGAACUGCAGGGCGGCCCCGAUGCGUUCAUUAGGCGGCUGGACUUUUUGAUUGACGAGCACUAUUUCGACGAGACCGACGAACCAUCCAUGCAAAUACCGUUUAUGUAUCACUAUGCAAACCGCCCGGGACUCAGCACACAGCGCUCUCGCCAGGUCAUAAUCGACUACUUCAACACAUCUGUCAGUGGGAUUCCGGGGAAUGAUGAUUCUGGUGCAAUGGGAACAUGGGCGGUUUUCCUGCUGAUGGGGAUGUACCCUAUACCCGCUACUCGCCAAUACCUGCUAUCCUCGCCCUGGUUCCCUCAAAUGACAUUCUACAACCCCAUCUUCAACAAGACAACCACCAUCAUCGCCAACGGCUUCGUCGGGAACCCUGCGAACGGCACAAGUGGACCUAUUUAUGUGCAGAACGUGACUAUCGAUGGCGAGCCAUGGCACUCCAACUGCUAUCUCGACUGGGACGUCUUUGCGCACGGGUCCACAGUCGAGCUCCAGCUCACGGAUAACGCCAAUUUGACUUGCGGAGAUAGCGCUGCUGCGCUGCCACCGUCUCUGUCGACGGGCGGCUUCGACUGAAUCCACCCCACGUUUGUGGGCUGCCGCUUCUACUAGCGAUCCACAGUCCUCCGUAAACGUGACACUGCCCGAGGAUAUGGUGCAGCCCGUAUACGGCACCCCCAUGCCCGUGCCGGAUGCUGUUCAGACUUUGUACGUACCUAUGGCCGAUGUGCUUGACUCAGAGAAUGAGCAUGGAAGAGACGCCCGACCAAUCUGUCUUGUGGCGUUC
Postia placenta MAD-698-R-SB12 is the source of this 2491-nucleotide messenger RNA. Its product is annotated as glycoside hydrolase family 92 protein. Bases 1 to 2280 code for a protein of 759 amino acids. Gene Ontology annotation, biological process: carbohydrate metabolic process; protein deglycosylation; glycoprotein catabolic process. The record is from RefSeq and is a predicted model, not a curated record. The transcript is spliced from 23 exons. Gene Ontology annotation, molecular function: carbohydrate binding; peptide-N4-(N-acetyl-beta-glucosaminyl)asparagine amidase activity. Gene Ontology annotation, cellular component: nucleus; cytosol. Lineage: Eukaryota; Fungi; Basidiomycota; Agaricomycetes; Polyporales; Adustoporiaceae.